Molecule: messenger RNA, 2014 nt
Organism: Leopardus geoffroyi (Geoffroy's cat)
Lineage: Eukaryota; Metazoa; Chordata; Mammalia; Carnivora; Felidae
Source: RefSeq, a predicted model, not a curated record
AUGGAACGAUUAGCUACCUCGCCCAAGGUCCCACAGUUGGCAAAAGAAUCUGUGAUUCGAAAAGUCAUCUCGGGGUCUCGUCCACAACAGCCAACCUCCCGUCUUGGUCGAGCUCAUUUGCCCAACUCGGGGGUCUUGGGAGAGGGUGAAAGGAAGUACCUCAGAGGCUCAAAACGAUGCCCACCCUCCAGCCCAGACACUGGGCACCAGCAGGCUCCUCCUCCCCAACGCCCGGGCCCUUAUCAGGAAGCAAUUUGGGUUGGUGGGGAGGGGGAAGUCCGAGGCCCCGGGCUCCGCAAGGUGGGUAGGAGAGAUAGGGAAGUGGGGAGGGGGCCGUGGGGCCCUGCUGGGAGGGCCUGAGGAUGGAAGGGAUGCCGGGAGCCAGCGCUGUCCUUGCUGGCCUGGCCCUUGACAUGGUCCCAGAGCUGCCUUCCCUCCUUGCCAGGCAAGGCGCCCGCACCUUUAAUUAGCGAGCAGCAGCCUCUCCCCGAUUCAUCUCAGUCACUGUUUAAUUAGCUGCGCACAAGGCACCCCUACCCCCCAGCUCUGGGUUGAGCAGCCUGCCUCUCUCACGGAGGCUGCCACCACCUCAUGGUGUCCCCUCUCUCACACACACACACCCCACCGUAUUUAUUCUGCUCCCCAGAAGGGGGGAUGGGGCGGGCACGCCUGGCUGAAACCUCAAGGAGAUUCUGGGCACUGACGCUUGUAUUCAAAGCAUCCAGCAAACAUUAUUAGGGCUUCGAGUCUGCGCCAGGCUGGCGCUGGGCGGAACCCAGGCUGGAUGGGGGUGGCCGGCCGCCGUCCUGUCCAACUGUUCCAGAACGGCUUUUCCCUUUGGGAGGUGCCGGGACACCUCUCCAGCUGGUCCCAGGGUGUUGGGAAAAGCUUAAUAAUCCUCCCUGUUGCUCUCCCCCCCUCCGCACCCCACAACCAGAAAGGAACGACCAUUUCUUCCUUCGCCUCCCUGCCCCAGAGCCCAGCAAGCCCCCCGGAGAAGGCUGCAUCCACUGCGGGGGAGAGGGCCCUUCCUCCAGCCGGGCCUCCGCAGCGCUCAGAUCCCAGAGGCCCGGGCCGAGGCCAUGGGCAAAGGGAGGCGGUGAGGCGUCUCAGCCCCGCUCUGGGGCCUUGGGGGCACAGGAGAGAGCCCACGGCGUGUGGCCGAACCAGCUGCCCUCUGUUGCCCUGAAGCAGGGCGGAGCUGGUGGCCCCGGCAGCCGCGCUCACACCCUUCCGGGCAGAGCCGGGGUGCCACCGCCUCAGGGCAGCCAGCUGGAGGCUGGAGGCUCAGGUUCCAGCAGCCCUGCGCCCCAGUCCCUCCUGUGGCUUCAGGCAAAUCAGCCACCCUGGGGCCUCAGUCCUGCCCACAGAAGGGUGCCGGCCCCCCUGCUCUGAUAUGGACUAGGGACACGGAAGGACUAGCGCUUUCUCUGGUACUGACCAUCUAUGUGGCCGCGGCCAGCCACCAAACUGUGCCGUGCCUCAGUUUCCCCAUAAUGUCUACCUCGUGGGCUGUCCUGAGGAUUAAAUGAUUCACGAUGUUUAACACACUCAGAACGGCGCCUGGCAGAGGGAGGAAUCAUUGGCUGUUUCUGCCAUGAUUUCCCCUGCUUUUUACCGAUCGAUAUUUAUUGCCAGGUAUGAGGGACUUGGUGGUGAGUAAUAUGGCAAUCUCCCUGCCUUUCAGAGUUUUCCUUCCGGUGGGGGAGGCGGAUGAAAACAAGUAAAUAAAGGAAAAGUGCAAUUGCGUCUGAACAAAGUCUGCGGUUUAGUUAAUAGUAAUGUGCCGGCGUUAACAUCUUGGUUUUAACAGAUGUACCAUGGUCAGGUUAAGUGACGCGGUGACGUGGAGAAAAGUGGAUGAAAUGUAUACAGCCACCCUCUGUACUGUCUCUGCAGCUUUUCUGUGAACCUAAAAUUAUCCCUCCCCCAAAAAAGUUUAUUUAAAAAAUACAAUUUCAGGUAAGGGUAAGCGCCAUGAACAAAAUAAACAGGGCUAAGAUAGAAGAGGGUG